Molecule: messenger RNA, 3794 nt
Organism: Rhinolophus ferrumequinum (greater horseshoe bat)
Lineage: Eukaryota; Metazoa; Chordata; Mammalia; Chiroptera; Rhinolophidae
Product: Leucine-rich repeat-containing protein 29
Exons: 5
Coding region: 896-3034 (712 amino acids)
Biological process (GO): SCF-dependent proteasomal ubiquitin-dependent protein catabolic process
Cellular component (GO): SCF ubiquitin ligase complex
Molecular function (GO): protein binding
Source: RefSeq, a predicted model, not a curated record
UACUCUGUGGGAUACAGCAGGGAACGUGAGCUUAUUCUUACAAUUGCUGACAGGACAGGUUUUUCAGGGAGUUUGCUUUCCUGCACCAGGAUCAUAUUGGUACAUUAAGACAUGAGCCUUCUUUGAGUACCACUUGCCAGUAUAACCUGGGCAUCUUCAGGGGUAGAGAAAUGGGGCUGAUUUUAGAAGCCAAGCCCUCUUCUCCCUCCUCCCACAGACCUAUUCCCAAACACCUGUACCUAAACACCUGUACCAGCUGCCCUUUGGCUCCCUUUGGCACAAGAUCAGAGAAAGUUCUGUGAAAAAUCUCAGCUGGGGCCUCCCCAGACUACACAAGCCAGAUUAUUCCCACAGUGAUUUAGACUUGAGCUGGCCUCCUGCCCACCAGUCACCCCACUCCAACCAUGUGCUCCCCACCCUCACACCCCUGUUCUUUUACGGCAGGGCCAGCUCCACUUCCUUGGUGCUUCUAAGAUUCAUUCUCUUAGCUCCUUCCCCCAGAAAUGGAGGCUUCUCUUUCCUCACCUGGAUAAGAUGGACCCUCCAGAGAUGAGCCACAGGGAUCACAAGCACAUCUUCAGCUGUGGAACCUGCGGGGCCCACACAUGUUAGCACAUGCACACACACAUACAUGCAUGCACGUAUUUUCACUUACACACAAAACCCAGUUUUGCAAACAUUCACGUGGCUGCAACACUGAUGCCACCGGGGAACCUCAGCCUCUGCCUGCCCCAGAUCUCUGGCAUUUGGGCAUCAGGGGGUUAUAGUGAGUGACACCUCACUUCUUCCCACCUUCAGCUGCUCUGAGGGCUAUUUAUAUGCUCUCGAGAGUGUAGGGGAGGCUGGUUGCUUAGCUAACGCCAAGCUCUGAGUCCCUAAAGUAGGAGCUGAAUCCAUGAGUCUCGGCCACCUUCUGAAAGUCCCAAAGGUUGGGGUUCAGCAUACUUUGUUCUCUUGCUCCCUGGAGGCUUCACUGGAUCUCUUCCAGGACGCCCCCAGCCCUCUUGUACCCAGCAUGCCAACUCCCCAUCCCUCCAUGGGCAUCCAGUCCUGUCCAUCACUAACCUUCCUGCCCUCCCCUCGUAGUCAUCCCCUUGCACCCCAGUGUGACAUAUCCUCCCAGCUCCCACUUCCCACCAGACCCCAUCAACCACACGACACUAUAUACCACAGUGGGUCCCCCAGUAGAAGGGCCCUUUGCUGGCCUGCCCUCAGCCUCUGGCCGGCGACUUGCCACCAGACCCGACGCGUCCCACCUUCCGAGGCCAGAAGACUAACGCAGGCCUGCUGCCCCCAGACGAGCGUGCGCUACAACAUCCCUGCGGCCUUCUCCUCCCUCCCGGCCAUCAAGAGCCUGGGCCUCAGGGGCGUCUCCUGCAUCAGCCUGACCCACCUGGAUGGCUCCCCAGCUUCACACCAGGUGCUACAGUCUGUCGCCUACCACUUGGGCCCACACCUGCAGAGCUUAUGCCUCGCUGGGGGCAGCCCCACAGAGGCCUCCUUCGUGGCCCUGCUCCUGAGCUGCCCAGCCCUGCGUAGCCUUGACGUCAGUGGCUGCAACAGCCUCUUGGCGUCAGGCCUGCUGCUGGCUCAGCCUGAGACGGCACAGCGGGUCCGGCAGGCACUGAGCGGCCUCUGUGAGCUCAACCUGGCUGGCCUGCGGGACCUGACUGACUGCAGCUUCAACCGGCUCAGCAGCUGUGCCCCGAGCCUACAGCGCCUCUCCCUGGCCUACUGUCACCUCACCUUUGAGCUCCUCCCAGCCCAGGGCUCCACCGGCCCUCAGGCCUCCUCCCCCUCCCAACUCUCCUUCCGCAACCUGCUGCGAUUCGUGAAGGAGCGGGCUGGUAGGCUGCACGCCCUGGACCUGAGUGGCACUGGCUUGUCACCUGAGGCCCUGCAGGCCCUGGGCCAGGUGGCCGGCCUGCAGCUGCAGGAGCUGCGCCUGCACAGCUGCCGGGACCUCUCCACAGAGGCUGUCGUCGCCCUUUGCCGCCAGCAACCAGGCCUUACCUCCCUGGACCUCAGCGGCUGCUCAGAACUUUCUGAUGGGGCACUCUUGGCCGUGAGCCGGAGCCUGCGGCACCUGCAGCACCUGAGCCUAAGGAAGCUGCAGCGGCUGACGGAUGCAGGAUGUACAGGCUUGGGGGGCCUGUGGGAGUUGCGGAGCCUUGACAUGGCUGAGUGCUGCUUGGUGAGCGGCCGAGAAUUGGCCCGGGCCCUGGGCUCCGUGCGUGGAGCUCCACCCCCACUGGCCUCCCUCAGCCUGGCCUACUGCUCCUCACUCCAGGAUGCCUCCGUGCUCUCCCUCAUUCCAUCCCUGGGCCCAGGCCUCAGGGUGCUGGACUUAUCCUCCUGUGUGGCCCUCACCAACCAGACCCUGCAGGCCGUCUGCGCGCGUCUCACCCACCUCUCAGUCCUGCGCCUGGCCUGGUGCAAGGAGCUCCAGGACUGGGGGCUUCUGGGGCUUGGGGAACCAAAUGAGGAGCCAGCGCAGGGGUCCCAGCCACACGGAGAGCUGGAGCCUCAGGCCUUGAGACACAAGGAGCUCCCCCAGCCACGGGGCCCCUCUCUGCUCACGCUGCAAGCCUUGCAGGAGUUGGAUCUUACAGCCUGCAGCAAACUGAGUGACGCCAGUCUGGCAAAGGUGCUCCAGUUGCCCCAGCUGAGGCGACUGUCACUGAGCCUGCUGCCUGCACUCACAGACAAGGGCUUAGUGGCUAUGGCAAGGGGCUGCCCCAGCCUGGAGCGCUUGGCGCUGAGUCACUGCAGCCACCUCAGUGAUGAGGGCUGGGCUCAGGCAGCCGGCUUCUGGCCGAGGCUACAGCACCUCAAUCUGUCCAGCUGCAGUCAGCUCACAGAGCAAACGCUGGAUACCAUUGGACAGGCAUGCAAGCAGAUCCAGAUGUUAGAUGUCGCCAUGUGCCCUGGUAUUAGCAUGGCUGCCGUCAGGCGAUUCCAAGCCCAACUGCCCCAGGUGACCUGCGUCCAGUCCCGCUUCGUGGGAGGGGCUGACCUGACCUUAACGCUCUGAGGCCAGGUCAGUAAGCAGCCCUGUGACUCAGCUUCCAUUUCCUAGCCUGGGGUUUUUGACCUGGAGUUUCCCUCUGCAACAUAGCCAAGCCCUUUCCCCCAGCUAGAAACCCUUUUCUAGGACUGAAGAAGGGACCAAUCCAGGGCAGCCUGGGGCGCUUCCUGCCUCACAGCCCAGCAGGAGCCUCUUUCUAGCUACAUGUCGCUGCCAUAAGCCCCUAGAAACACCAGCUGCUGCUCUCCUGGCCAAGCCCCAUUCCAGAGGCCCUAGGCCCACAGGAGGCCGGGUCUGGUGCUCAGGAGCAGACCUGUGCCUCUUGCUCUGCCCAUUUCUCACACUUAAGGCCUGUUCCCCUCCUCUUUCCCUACAGGAGUUCUUCCAGCCCCUCUCAGUACCGAGCUUUAGCAGCCAAGCCACAGUCUUUGUUGUAAACCCAAAGAUUAAACAUUCCAGAUUUUACCUCUUUAUCUGAAGUUCUCAGAUUAAAGGGCCCCUCCCCUCUCCUCCUCAGUUGAAGCAGCCCAGCCCAGGGACAAUGGAGGAAACACCACAGACAACUUCUUCCUCAGGCCUGGCCCAAAUCCCUACAGGUACCCCAGCAGGUCCCAGCUUCUUCCCCGCGUGGAGGGAGACUCCAGAAGCCUGGUGGCCUCUCCCAGCAUGAGCCCCCACGGAGGUCCUUGCAGGAAGGCACACCUGUGUGCACUUGGCCCAGCCAGAGCCCAGGGACACACUGAUGAACGGUGCCUGAGUCCAUGAA